CUCGCCCGGUGCCGCAGGGAAAGGCCAACAAUUUGGUCCGCCAUGUUCUUCUGCGCGGCGCUCCAGGCCAAGGCGGCUGGUCUCACCGCCCAGUGGGGGAGACAUAUAAGGAAUUUACAUAAGACAGCUGUGCAAAAUGGAGCUGGAGGAGCCUUAUUUGUGCACAGAGAUACUCCUGAGAAUAACCCAGAUACUCCAUUUGAUUUCACACCAGAAAACUAUAAGAGGAUAGAGGCAAUUGUAAAAAACUAUCCAGAAGGACAUAAAGCAGCAGCUGUACUUCCAGUCCUGGAUUUAGCUCAGAGACAGAAUGGAUGGCUGCCCAUCUCUGCUAUGAACAAGGUUGCAGAAGUUUUACAAAUACCUCCAAUGAGAGUAUAUGAAGUAGCAACUUUUUAUACAAUGUAUAAUCGAAAGCCAGUUGGAAAGUAUCACAUUCAGGUCUGCACUACCACACCUUGCAUGCUUCGAAACUCUGACAGCAUACUGGAGGCCAUUCAGAAAAAGCUUGGAAUAAAGGUUGGGGAGACUACACCUGAUAAACUUUUCACUCUUAUAGAGGUGGAAUGUUUAGGGGCCUGUGUAAAUGCACCAAUGGUUCAAAUAAAUGACAACUACUAUGAGGAUCUGACACCUAAGGAUAUUGAAGAAAUUAUUGAUGAGCUCAAAGCUGGCAAAAUUCCAAAACCUGGGCCAAGGAGUGGACGCUUCUCUUGUGAGCCAGCUGGAGGUCUUACCUCUUUGACUGAACCACCCAAAGGACCCGGCUUUGGUGUCCAAGCAGGACUUUAAUUUACAUUCAACUGUGAAUAUUGUCACUGGAGAAAUAAAAAUGAAUCUCCUAUCUACAUAAA
Messenger RNA from Neomonachus schauinslandi (Hawaiian monk seal), 854 nucleotides. It is a transcript of the gene NDUFV2, whose product is annotated as NADH:ubiquinone oxidoreductase core subunit V2. Gene Ontology annotation, biological process: mitochondrial electron transport, NADH to ubiquinone. Lineage: Eukaryota; Metazoa; Chordata; Mammalia; Carnivora; Phocidae. The transcript is spliced from 8 exons. Bases 43 to 792 code for a protein of 249 amino acids. Gene Ontology annotation, molecular function: NADH dehydrogenase activity. The record is from RefSeq and is a predicted model, not a curated record.